Messenger RNA from Quercus robur (English oak), 2408 nucleotides. RefSeq names its product peptidyl-prolyl cis-trans isomerase CYP65. Gene Ontology annotation, molecular function: peptidyl-prolyl cis-trans isomerase activity; ubiquitin-ubiquitin ligase activity. The coding region runs from base 236 to 2026 and encodes 596 amino acids. The transcript is spliced from 11 exons. Gene Ontology annotation, biological process: protein polyubiquitination; protein peptidyl-prolyl isomerization; protein folding. The record is from RefSeq and is a predicted model, not a curated record. Gene Ontology annotation, cellular component: catalytic step 2 spliceosome. Lineage: Eukaryota; Viridiplantae; Streptophyta; Magnoliopsida; Fagales; Fagaceae.
UUUGAUAUGGACCGAAUUGUCCGAACCGGGGGCACAGUCGGCGAAGGCGGUCUUAUGAAAAAUCAGAAUUCCGAUCAAAAGCCAGUGCCUAACGUCAAAGUGAUGUUUCAGUUUUAGACAUUUUUAAAUUCCACUGGAUUCGAUUCUGCUUGUAGAAACGAGAAACGAAACUCAGAGCGGCUGAGAGAAAUAGUAGAAACAAAAAAAAAAAAACCCUAAUUACGAAAUCGUUUCAAUGGGGAAGAAGCAGCACAGCAAAGACCGUAUGUUCAUAACGAAAACGGAGUGGGCCAACGAUUGGGGCGGCGCCAAAUCCAAAGAGUCCCGCACCCGCUUCAAACGCCUCCCCUUCUAUUGCUGCGGUCUCACGUUUACGCCUUUCGAAGACCCCGUGUGCACUGCCGAUGGCAGCGUCUUCGAUAUCAUGCAUAUAGUCCCCUACAUUAGAAAGUUUGGGAAGAAUCCUGUAACCGGAGCUCCGCUUAAGCAAGAGGAACUUAUUCCAUUAACUUUCCAUAAGAACUCCGAUGGAGAGUUUCAAUGCCCUGUGUUGAAUAAGGUUUUUACUGAAUUUACACACAUAGUUGCCGUGAAGACUACAGGAAAUGUGUUCUCUUAUGAGGCAAUUAAAGAAUUGAACAUCAAGACCAAGAACUGGAAGGAGCUCCUUACUGAUGAACCAUUUACUAAAGAAGACCUUAUAACAAUUCAGAAUCCUAAUGCAUUAGACAGCAAGGUUCUCCUGGAUUUUGAUCAUGUUAAAAACAGUUUGAAAAUUGAUGAUGAAGAACUAAAUAAAAUGAGCUCAGAUCCAACUUAUAAUAUAAAUGUUACUGGGGAUAUCAAGCAGAUGCUGGAGGAGCUUGGAACUGAAAAGGGAAAGCAAGCUGCACUGCUUGGGGGAGGUGGCAGCAAGGCACAAAAUGAAAGGGCUGCUGCACUUGCUGCAAUUUUAGCUGCAAGGUCAAACAUUAAAGAAGAUUCUAAAUCAGAUUCAAAUGGGGAGGUUAGGCCUCAGGCUUACAGUAUUGUAGAUGCUGCAUCUGCUUCAGUACAUGGAAGAAGUGCCGCUGCUGCAAAAUCUACAUCAAGUGAUAAAACUGCUGCUCGGAUAGCUAUGCACAUGGCUGGUGAGAGGGCACCUGUGAAUGCAAAGAUGGUGAAGAGCCGUUUUACUACAGGUGCUGCUUCACGAUCCUUCACUUCUACCUCUUUUGAUCCCAUCACCAAAAAUGAAUUUGAAUAUAUCAAAGUUGAGAAAAAUCCAAAGAAGAAAGGAUAUGUUCAGCUGCAUACAACACAUGGUGAUUUGAAUAUUGAGCUGCACUGUGAUAUUACUCCCAGGGCAUGUGAGAACUUCAUCACUCUCUGUGAACGUGGCUAUUAUAAUGGAGUAGCUUUUCAUAGAAACAUUCGGAAUUUUAUGAUUCAAGGUGGUGAUCCUACUGGUACGGGAAAAGGAGGUGAAUCUAUAUGGGGAAAGCCUUUUAAAGAUGAAGUGAACUCCAAGUUGCUUCACGCUGGAAGGGGUGUUGUUAGUAUGGCAAACAGUGGCCCCCACACAAAUGGUUCCCAGUUUUUCAUCCUUUACAAGUCUGCAAAUCAUUUAAACUUUAAACAUACAGUUUUUGGUGGAGUUGUUGGUGGGUUGACUACUCUAGCAACAAUGGAAAAGGUUCCGGUUGAUGAUGAUGACCGACCUCUGGAGGAGAUUAAGAUUACUGGUGUAACAGUAUUCGUCAAUCCUUACUCAGAACCCGAUGAAGAAGAAGAGGAAGAGAAGGCUAAAGAUGAGAAGAAUGUUGAGGAUGAAGAAAAUGAAAAAAUUGGGUCGUGGUAUAGCAAUCCAGGUACGGGAACAACGAAUUCUGGAGCUGGUUGUGGUGGUGUUGGAAAGUACUUAAAAUCAAGAAAUGCUCAAGCUGAAUCUGUUGCUGUUGACACUAGUGUAACAGCAAUUUCUGUAGCAAAGAAAAGGAAGUUGGGAGCCUCAACAGCAGAAUUCAAAGAUUUUUCUGCUUGGUAAUAAUUCCCAAUCUUGUACCAUAUGUAAAAAAGAAAAAACAAAAGGCUCUGGAGGUUUGGUCAUUGGUGUAGGCCAGCUUUAUGACAGUUCUUUUUGAGGUCACAAAAGUGAAGACAGACAGAAAGGGGACAGCACUGCACUUGAAUUUUUUUUUAGGCUGUAUGUAACAAUGAGAUGCAUGCAAUCAGAAAUAUUUUUUUAGCUCUCUUUAGAUUAAAAUGCAGAUUUUGUCAAAAAAGUGAUCUCUCUCUCUCCUGUGAGUCACUAGUAGGUAGCUGCCUUUAACUGUUGAUGUUUACGAUCUGAUGUUGAAGCAUCAUAAACUCAUUAUUGGCGUCCGACAUCUUAUUGUUUUAAAUUUAUAUCUUCAGAAUUCUAAUCA